Molecule: messenger RNA, 1138 nt
Organism: Chelonoidis abingdonii (Abingdon island giant tortoise)
Lineage: Eukaryota; Metazoa; Chordata; Testudines; Testudinidae
Source: RefSeq, a predicted model, not a curated record
CUGCGGGGUUGAAGCCCCAGGAAAGUUGCUCCGGGUGGCAGCAGCGUCAGGAGGGGGAUGGUGCCGGCUGCCUUCCAGCCGGGGCUGGCUCUGAGCUUCCCCAGCCGGCGGCGGCUGCUGCGCCGGGGCUGCUCCGCCUAAGCCAGCCCCGCUGCGGAGUGCGCGGGGAGGGGAACGGAGCAGCCGGGGAGCCGCGGAGAUCCAGAGCGAUGCUGGAGACUGUCUGGCUGCGAGGCAGCCUCGCCUCCGGAGCUGCUGCAAGCUUGGGCUGCUGAACACCGGGCGAACGCGUCCGUCCCCUGUCGUGGGGGCCGCCGCCGCUGCGAGAUGGGAAGCGAUUGCGCGGGGCUCGGCGCUGGAAAUGUAACGCAGAGGAGCUGCUUCCAUUAACAGAUCGCUGACCUUUUAGCCCAGGUUGGCCUGUGCCCCCCCCCCCCGGCAGCGGUACACCCCGAGCCUUCUGGACCAUCCCUCUGGUGUCCCUAUGGAAGCAGCUGUUUCUGUCUGAAAUUAGGACCAUAUGCAGAAGUUGAGGAGGGGGAUGGCUUGUCCUAUUCAUGAAGCCUGUAUACUUCUGUUACUAAUACUUGGGUUGGUCACCCCAGCUGCCAUCAAUCAUGAAGACUACCCUGCUGAUGAAGGCGACCAGACUUCAAGUAAUGACAAUCUGAUCUUUGAUGACUAUCGAGGGAAAGGCUGUGUGGAUGACAGUGGCUUUGUAUACAAACUGGGAGAACGUUUUUUCCCAGGGCAUUCCAACUGUCCUUGUGUCUGUACUGAGGAUGGACCUGUUUGUGACCAACCAGAAUGCCCUAAAAUCCACCCAAAGUGUACUAAAGUGGAACACAAUGGAUGCUGCCCAGAGUGCAAAGAAGUGAAAAACUUUUGUGAAUAUCAUGGGAAAAAUUACAAAAUCUUGGAGGAAUUUAAGCCCUCUCCAUGUGAAUGGUGUCGCUGUGAGCCCAGCAAUGAAGUUCACUGUGUUGUAGCAGACUGCGCAGUUCCUGAGUGUGUCAACCCAGUCUAUGAACCAGAACAGUGUUGUCCUGUCUGCAAAAAUGGUGAGUCUUUCAUCCCAAACCCUGACGUGCUCACAGAGGAAGAGCAUAGUCUCCCAGACAGGACAUCUCCCAAGUAG